AUGGAGAAUUUAACAAGUCAAGCAAGUGUAAAGACAAACAAAAGGAACAACCAUCAGUGGACUCCAGUAGAGGACAAAAUUUUGAUUGAAUGUUGCUUGGAGUUUGUGAACCAAGGUUGGAGAGUAGAUAAUGGCUUUAAGACAGGAUAUUUGAGUCAACUACAAAAAUGGAUGGCUAAAAAGACCCCCAACUAUAAAAUCAUGGGUGAUCCUCAUAUUAAAUCUGGGAUGAGAACACUUAAAUCACAAUUUAGAGAACUGAAGGAGAUGAGGAGGCAAUCUGGGUUUGGAUGGGACGAUGCAAACAAAUGUGUAACUUGUGAGGAUGAUGUAUGUCACAAAGAGGCCGUUGGACUUAGAAACAAGCAAUUCCUUUACUUUGAUAAGCUAGAAAUCAUUUUUGGGAAGGAUCACACAACUGGAAAUGGAGUAGAAUUCACAAGUGAAUUUGUGGAAGCUUUAGAAAGGGAGAACUUAACAUUCACAGCAACCAAAGAAGCUUCUGAAGCUCAUGAAGCAAUGAAGAACAUGGUUGAAUAUGACUACUUUGGUGUGGAUAUUGAGUUAGAAAAUGAGUGUCUUCAUCUCUGA
Messenger RNA from Dioscorea cayenensis subsp. rotundata (Guinea yam), 591 nucleotides. RefSeq lists its product as uncharacterized. The record is from RefSeq and is a predicted model, not a curated record. The transcript has 2 exons. NCBI's taxonomy places the organism in Eukaryota, Viridiplantae, Streptophyta, Magnoliopsida, Dioscoreales, Dioscoreaceae. Bases 1 to 591 code for a protein of 196 amino acids.